Molecule: messenger RNA, 288 nt
Organism: Fulvia fulva
Lineage: Eukaryota; Fungi; Ascomycota; Dothideomycetes; Mycosphaerellales; Mycosphaerellaceae
Exons: 3
Coding region: 1-288 (95 amino acids)
Source: RefSeq, a predicted model, not a curated record
AUGCAUUGCAACAUCAUCCUCGUCGCCACAACUUUGGCCCCGUUUGUCACCGUCGGCCUCGCCCUACCUACGACAACCGCGCCAGAGGCAGAGAUCGAAGGCCCUCAUUCAAUGGCAAGAGAGGAUGUCUCUGGAUUCUGCCAGGUGACUGGAACCGCUGGAGUUUGCCAGAUUGAUAGAGGGCCAAAGAUGGGGAGCUAUCCAUGCUCAGGAGGCAGCCCGUGCACCAACGAUGGCAACGUCUGCAACGAGCGCAUCGACUCUGGACGAUCCGCAUUUUGCACUUGA